Molecule: messenger RNA, 1217 nt
Organism: Grus americana (Whooping crane)
Lineage: Eukaryota; Metazoa; Chordata; Aves; Gruiformes; Gruidae
Gene: SWI5
Product: SWI5 homologous recombination repair protein
Exons: 6
Coding region: 1-570 (189 amino acids)
Biological process (GO): double-strand break repair via homologous recombination
Cellular component (GO): Swi5-Swi2 complex; Swi5-Sfr1 complex
Source: RefSeq, a predicted model, not a curated record
AUGUCCUGCCCACCUAAAUGCCACCCGCAGCUUCACACGGGGAAGUUUGUUCUCCAGAGCUCGGAGCUGGGCGCGGGAAGCGCGGCCGGGCCCUCGCGACUACAACUCCCGGCGUGCCCUGCGGCGCAGUCUGUGCCGGUGCGGCGGGAGCCGGCAGCCCUGGCCGAGGGGGUCCCACCGAGCGCGGGCCACAGCCCGCCCCGCCAUCCGCCUGCACCGCCGCGGGCUCUGCCGAGGAGGACCCCCGGUGGCGGCCGGCGGAGCGGCACGGCCGGCUUCAAGUCGCCGAUCCCAUCUCCAAGGUCCUGCAAACCUAACAGAGCCAACGAAGAAGCCCUGCGGUGUGAAAUCGAAGAGCUGAAGCAGAAAGACCUUGCUCUAGACCAGGAAAUUGCACAAUUAUUGUCUGAAGGCUACAGCCUGGAGGAAUUGGAGAAGCACAUCUCUCUGCUCCAUGAGUAUAAUGAUAUUAAAGAUGCUGGACAGAUGCUGCUAGGCAAGCUGGCUGUUAUCCGAGGAGUUACUACAAAGCAGCUCUACCCUGAAUACGAUCUGGAGCUUAGCGACUAGUAUUGAACCUGAUGACUGCCACGUCUUGCAAAAAUGACUGUUACUGGGCCUUUAUGUUUUGGUGCCAUAUCAAUUUAGAACUGACAUAAGGUGGCCUCAGAUGUAUGCAUGCAGAAUUGCAACAGAGUAUGGGUUAACAGCCCUAUUUCUAAGAAGCUUUGGAACAUGAAAGUUGUUGAAUUUAUUAACUGUUUUCUGUUUGUGGGAAAGGGAUGUAGGACUUUGGAUAAUUUCAUCUACUAUCUGAUCAACGAUCAACAGUAUUUUUAUUUCUUUUUGUUGGAAAGAUUGUAAGUCUGAUUGAUGUUAAGACUCUUCCAAUGGAGCCUCUGCUUCUCUAUAAUGUCCAGGGGCUAUUUGGAUACUGAAUGGAUACAAGAAGUGAGGGCAUACAAAUGUGCAAUGUAAUAGCUGCUUUGAAAGAAAAGAAGAAACCCUCAGAAGUGUGGAGGGAAGAAGGCUGAAGCUGUGGUGGUUUGGGGGUUUUGUUUUAUGAUCAAAUCUGGAUAAGUCUGGGUGUUCUGCAUUUUUGUACUUGACUGCUCUGGUAUCUAGAGGUUUUGUAUCAUUUCUGUAGUAAAUGGCAAAACGUGAAGUUGUGUUUAACUGUCCAGUCUGAAUAAAGCAGCUAUCACAUUUCUCAGUAA